AUGGGCCUGCAUCAGAGCUUGAAACGAAAAGGAGCACGGCCCAUCAAGUCAUCUGCUGACAGAUGGGUCUCAUCUGUCAGCACCACCCCGCCCCGCCAAAUUUGGGCUCCGCUCCGAGAAGCCCACGCCGUCGCGUCUCGCGCGCGCCUCCUUGCUAAGGCCGCUGGGCGACGAGGCAAUCAUCCCAUGUUCCGGCUCCACCCCCCCCCCCCCCCCUCUCGCUCCCGCUCUCCCUCCCCUUCGCCCGCGGAGACGGGGUGCGCGGCCUCGACCGACAGGGCUGAGCGGUGGCGGCGGGGGCGGGGGCGGGCGCUGGGGCACAGCGAGGCGUCCACAACCGGGCUGCUGGCGGUGCGGCAGCAAGGGCAGGAGGCGGAGUCUGUGGCGGCGGCCGCAGGAAUGAAGCGAGGGUGCAAGGUGGCCCCGGUGCCCAAGGAGCAGGGGGAGGCCGCGCCGGCGCUGACGAUGCCCGGCUCUCCCAGCUUCAGGUUCUACUGCCAGAAGACGGCGUCCGUCGACGCGCUGGUGGCCGACGCCGACGGCGGCGACAGCGACGGGUCCGUCAGAAUCACGGGAAUUGAAUUGUUUCCUGUGAAAUUCUUAUUACCACCCUUCGCCUCCUCCGCAGAGACGGCUCAGGCGCCCAAGACGAACGAGCUCACGGUGAAAGGCAUUGAGGCGUCCAAACCUAAAGUGUAAGCGGAAGUGAGAAGAAUGAGGACAACUCAAUCGUAUUCAUCAGAGGCUUACGCCUUUUGUACAAGUACAUCACGGUCAUGGAGCUAACUAAUCUAGCUACAUUCAAGGAGAGCCGCAGGACGUGUGAAACUGCUUG
Molecule: messenger RNA, 835 nt
Organism: Phragmites australis (common reed)
Lineage: Eukaryota; Viridiplantae; Streptophyta; Magnoliopsida; Poales; Poaceae
Exons: 3
Coding region: 1-699 (232 amino acids)
Source: RefSeq, a predicted model, not a curated record